AUGGCAACAACAGCAGAGUCAGACCAGUCUGCUGGUCAGGAAGUCAAUUGGAAGAAAGAAGACAAAGCUUUCCAAGCGAAGCGCACCUCAGAAUACUACGAUCCAUGCCAGGAGGCAGCGAACAAAAGCAUCAGGUGUAUGAACAGAAAUGGAGGAGAUAGAGAUAUGUGCCAGGAUUAUUUCCAGUACGUUGAUCGCCCAACGCAGCCUACAAAUACCUGCCCGCUGAAUGAAGCUUUGAUCUCGCUGCUACUUGCUAGGCCGGAAGAACUGACAGUGUCCACGGAAAACAGAGCGUACCGGGAUUGUAAGAAAGAAUGGAUGGCGCGGCGAAAAGCUCAGAGCAAGUCAUGGUUCAGCUGA
This is a messenger RNA of Exophiala spinifera, 363 nucleotides long. RefSeq lists its product as uncharacterized. The record is from RefSeq and is a predicted model, not a curated record. The coding region runs from base 1 to 363 and encodes 120 amino acids. NCBI's taxonomy places the organism in Eukaryota, Fungi, Ascomycota, Eurotiomycetes, Chaetothyriales, Herpotrichiellaceae. The transcript has 3 exons.